Molecule: messenger RNA, 4768 nt
Organism: Cynoglossus semilaevis (tongue sole)
Lineage: Eukaryota; Metazoa; Chordata; Actinopteri; Pleuronectiformes; Cynoglossidae
Product: leukemia inhibitory factor receptor
Exons: 16
Coding region: 1181-3439 (752 amino acids)
Molecular function (GO): protein binding
Source: RefSeq, a predicted model, not a curated record
CUUUGAGCACAUACUGUUGCUGAACCUAGACCUGACCAACUGCAGCAACCCCUGAUCAUAGCACUGCCCCCACAGGCUUGUACAGUAGGCACUAGGCAUGAUGGGUGCAUCACUUCACCUGCCUCUCUUCUUACCCUGAUGCGCCCAUCACUCUGGUCCCCGCUAUUCUUCCAGUUUUUAAUAAUGCGUUGGACAGUUCUUAACCCAAUUUUAGUAGUUUCUGCAAUCUCCUUUGAUGUUUUCUCUGCUUGAUGCAUGCCAAUGAUUUGACCCUUCUCAAACAGACUAACAUCUUUUCCACGACCACGGGAUGUGUCUUUCGACAUGGUUGUUUAGGAAAUGAGAAGCAACUCAUUGCACCAGUUGUGGUUAAAUAACUUGUUGCCAGCUGAAAGAUAAUCGCCCAUGCAGUAAUUAUCCAAUAGGAGGCUCGUACCUAUUUGCUUCGAUAAAUCCAGGUGGCGACUUUUUUUUGGCCAGGCAGUGUAUAUUUAUCAGGGUUUUUUUUAAGUAACUGAAAAAUGUGUCUGGGGAUUUUCUGGCAAGUGCCACUUGCAUUUCUUAUAAUUGUUUCUAUUCCUUUUUCAAUUUCACUGAGACAUUCCUGAAUCACAUUACUUCUUAGGUGACUUGAAGUGAAACAUGUGCCAUUCAUACAGUAUCUGUCUGUUAUUCACAGAAAGACACGACUUGCUCAAAAGCAGAGAUUUCUUUGAAAGCAAAAAAAAAAAAAAAGCUUUUUUUCAGUUUUGAUAGAAUAUGCUCUGUUUUUAAUGCCCUGUUUCACUGAACAUUAAAAAAAACACACCUUCAGCAGCCACAAAGAGAAAAGGGGAAAUCCAGUCAAGCAUUCAACAGCACCAUUAUUUGACAGUCACUUGCCUCGCUUUGUGAGGCGACCAGAGUUUUUCUAUUUUGGGAAAGAAGAAGUAAAAUAAAGAUAACUUUUUUUUGUAUUCUGCACACUCCAGGGAUGGACCGUUGAUUAUUGGACUACGAAUGAUGUCACAAACAUUAUCUGUCCAUCGACACCAAAUGCAAUUUUUUUUUGUUAUUCCACAUUCUUAAGGGAGUGCAUGUAAAUGUGUGUGUCAUGACAGCAGCGUGUGGGUGUGAGGCAGCCUCAGAAUUUCUCUCUUGUUUUCUAGUGUGACUGUCAGACACAGAGAGAGAUGGUGAGAUGCUGAGUGGAGGACUCCAGUGUGUUGCUAUUGUCUCCAGACACUGUGGUAGACAGUCACUGCUGUUUAUCUUCGGACUAAUUUUGGCAAUGCUAAGUAAAGUUCAGUCAAAUAAAGAGCUCUGCAGCAACAUUCUUCCUAGAUAUGAACACUGUGAACUUCAGCCAGAUGAUGUCCAUGGGUUAAACUGCUUUGGUAAAUAUAAUUUCAAGGGCUUAAAAACGUGUGUGUGGAAACCUGGAAACACCACGUUGGAGAAAACCUACACAAUCAUCAUUCAACAAAAUGAAAAAAAGUGUGAUGUACACUACAACAUCAGUGACUUCUGCUUAAGUUCAAUAAGAGUUUCUAUGAAGUCCAACAUGACUGUGGUGGUUGUAGUAAAUGGCGAGUCCAGUGAUUGCAAAAAGUCGGUCUUCAGAGGUUCACCGAGGAGCUUGCUUCAGUGUGAUGCUCCAUCUAAAGUCUUCUUCAGUCGACAAUCUGAAAAACUCAACCUGAAUGUGAGCUGGUUCAACCCAACGCCCAUCGGGUUUUAUUCUGUCAGAUAUAAAGCAGUGGGCAGUCCUUCGUGGAGUGAGACACCAAGUCGAUCCCAUAACAAAGAGAGAUGCACUGUGGAAAAUCUAAACACCUCACUGUUCUAUAAUGUACAAAUACAGUGUGUUACAAACGAAAAAUGCACACUGUGCCCAUGGAGUGAGAUUUACACCAUUCCACCAGAACUGACAACACGCCCUGUCCUUGUCAAACAUGAAGACACCGACAUCGCAGGGCAAAGAGGAACCAGACUGCUUUCUCUUAAAUGGAAGUAUUCCUCCGAAGGGCUGCACGACAGCUACUCUGUGACGGUCAGUAAAUCCUCCGGAGAGCCUCCACGUGAGCUGCUGAGCAUCACUCAGCCUGAGAUCUCACUCCUUCUCUCCUACUCCGGCUACCAGCUGUACAUCAGUGCUGCCAACAAUGUUAGCACCUCCCCGGCUCUGAGCUGGGCCAUACCACGGCGAGAGCUCAUUCCCAGUGCUGAGGCCAAGUUGACCGUGAGCGUCCGCAGUAGCACGUCCUUAGCACUUCACUGGAAAGACGAUCUGAUCAAAACCUACGUCUGCUACUCUGCCGAGUGGAGCGAGAAAGGACAUAAAACAGUGGCUAUGUCUUUUUACCAGAAUAAAAUGAACAAUAAGACCUUAUCACCUUUACCAGCAGAGGCUCUGGAGCCGUACAAGAGAUACCUUAUCAGUCUGCACACACGACCACAGAAGCAGACCUGCAACAUCAAGCGCAUCAACAACAGUGAGAGCACCUACGCCUCCACCCAGUUCUACUUGAAGGAAGGAGCUCCUGUCACUGCUCCAUACAUCAACAUCUCCAACAUUAGUCUGAUGUCAGUGGUGCUGCAGUGGACCACGAUCCCAGAAGCAGAUGUCCGAGGCUUUCUUCUGGGUUACUUCAUCCACUACACAGAGUACCUUAACCAAGGGGUUUCUACAGAGAAAAACGUGACAGUAGAUCCCACCUGUGAGUCCUAUAAACUGGGGGAUCUAAAAGCAGCGACGGCCUAUCAGAUCCAGGUGUCAGGGUUUACCAGCGCAGGAGCAGGUGUUCGAAGCUCAGCCACUGUUAUUAAAACCCUUGAAGACCAAGGAUAUUUUUAUCUGAACUUCAUAAUUCCUGUUAUUUUCUUUGCCAUUGUGGCCAUGGUGCUGAUAUGUAGGUGUUUCCUAAUGAAAAGAGCAAAAGUCCUUCUGUGGCCCAGCAUUCCACAUCCUGGUAAGAGCAGUGCCCUACAGAAAAUGGAAACACCGUUUGAAAUGGAACUCCUGGCAUCUCUUAAAACUCUGAAAGUAGAAGAAUGGGACACAGACGGCCUUCAGGUGAUAGAGAACAACAAUAUGGUCCUUCCAGGCCACGUUCCAUUUUUCUUUCCGCUUCUUUCCGAGACAGAGGAAGUGAAAGACUCCCUAGAAAUAACGUGUGACUGGAUCCAAACGGACACCGAGGACGCAGCAGAGGACGAUAACGCCACAGCCUCGACGACCAACUUCCAACAAACAACUUUUGCCUUUUCAAGUGACUACACGACAAUGGAAAUGUUUCAGCAGGCGAUGCCAAAGGCCGCGACUGCAGUGAACACAGCAGUGAGUCAGGACAUAGAGGGAGACGCAGCUGGGGGGGGGGUUCUUCAGGACAUGUGGGUCAGUGUGACACCAGUCCAACAUUGGCCAGUGAGGAGAUGGCCACAGUAUUGGUGUAAGUAGUACUAAUGAGCCAGGACAGUUGUUACCAAUGACAAAAGAACCACUUUGGCUUUUUUUGCCACUUUUUUCAGGUGUUAAAUAACAAGGUCACUUAAUCAAAAGCAAACAGUAACUGAUACUCAACAAGUUCAAAACAAGGCCAGGAGAUGGCACCAAUCAUCAUAAAGUCAGUUAAUGGUUGUUGAACUUUCAUCAAGUGGGAAAUUAUGUUGAUUUUUUUUUUACGUGAGUGACCAUGAAACACUACCAACCUCUACAACAUGGUGAUUAUGAGCUGCAGUUCCACGGUCUUAAAGUAGAGGGUGUUUGUGCAAAAAAAAGGGUAACAGUUUUACCAAUGGUAACAAUGGUAACUUUAUGGAACAUACAUCACCUCAAGUAAUCUUUUUUACCCCAUUGUACAUAACGUAUUUUCUACAUGAACUCAUCAUGUGUAAGCAUAUCAUCUCUGAACAUUAUAUUUCAUCUGCUGCUUUAAAUACUGCCACUGUAUCCAAUAAAAACCACAUAAUGUACUUAUGACUGUCGUAUUUCCUCAUUAUAAUGUCAUAAUGACAUUCACUUAUCACAAUCUAAAUGUACCAGUUUGAGCUUCUCGGAUUUUCAUUUAGCGUUUGUGACAAAAUGAGAAGCUGCAUAAGUUUCAUUCACCCAUUCAUUCAUCAUCUACAAAGCUGGUAUUCUGCUCCUUUAGUCGAACCUCAACCUUGAUCAAAAGCAACCUACUAUGCUAAUACUUUCCUGACAAAAUCUAAAAAAAAUAAAAAUAAAUAAAGAAUAUUAAUGCAACAAUUUGCCUAAAAAGAUGUAGCUAUGCUGUAUUUUAUGGUUAAGAUUCAGGUUUUUUCAGAAUACAAAUGUUUUAGCAAAAGCAACAUACGAAUAGUUUUCUGAAAAAGCCUUGAAAAAUAAAAUAAAAAAACUAUGAAAAUGAAUAUAAACGCAACAAUUUCUCUAGAUAUUCAGUAUGUAUUAAUAUAUGUAGCUAUGCAUGUAGCUACUUUGAGCUACUUUGAAUCUGACUAAUGGCUAAAAUCCAUCAAUACUUUCAUACCUCACAAUUUCAGCAACUAAAACACCCAGUGUGAAUACUUCAUGUAGUCUAUGUACUGUAUCAGAAUAAUCUGUACAAUUUUCACGUAGGCACUUUCUGACCCGCUCUGUGCCAAAGACACUUGUAAACCGCUGUCAACUGUUGUUAGCGUCGCCACCAUCUGUUUCCAGUAUCAGUUGUAAUUUUAUAGAAAAACAUAUUUAUAUAUUUUUGGUCAUACUCUCAAAAUAUUUAAUAUAAAAAGCAAGUACAGAUUAAAACUGAAAAAAAAAAAA